This is a messenger RNA of Cicer arietinum (chickpea), 1711 nucleotides long. RefSeq names its product cytochrome P450 71D11-like. Gene Ontology annotation, molecular function: oxidoreductase activity, acting on paired donors, with incorporation or reduction of molecular oxygen; heme binding; monooxygenase activity. The record is from RefSeq and is a predicted model, not a curated record. Lineage: Eukaryota; Viridiplantae; Streptophyta; Magnoliopsida; Fabales; Fabaceae.
ACUUGUUCCACCUAACCACCCUAUUACUUUUUAAUCAACAUGGAUCUUCAAACUAUUUUCCCUUUCACCCUUUUUUCAAUUUUCCUUCUCCUCAUUGUGAAACUAAAAUUAAAAAGAAAAGUCAACAAAAUUGACUCAAUUCCAAACAUACCAUUAGGCCCAUGGAAAUUACCUAUCAUAGGAAACAUAUUUAAUCUUGUUGGAUCUCCACCACAUAGAAAAUUAAGAGACUUAGCAAAAAAAUAUGGACCUAUAAUGCAUCUUCAACUUGGUGAAGUAUUUUUUAUUAUUAUUUCCUCAGCAGAAUAUGCUAAGGAAAUAAUGAAAACUCAUGAUGUUAUAUUUGCAUCAAGGCCUUAUACAUUAACCUCAGAGAUAAUGUUUUAUGAUUCAACAGAUAUAGCUUUUGCACCUUAUGGUGAUUAUUGGAGAAAUCUUAGAAAAAUUUGUAACAUAGAACUUUUAAGUGUGAAACGUGUGCAAUCUCUUUUGCCAAUAAGAGAACAAGAGAUGAAUAAUCUCUUAAAAAAGAUUGGUUUAGAAGAAGGUAGUGUUAUUAAUCUUUCUCAAGAAGUUAAGUCAAUGAUGUAUUCAAUUACUUCAAGGGCUGCAUUUGGUAAAAAAUAUUUGGAGCAAGAUGAGUUCAUAGCAUUGGUAAGAGAAGUUUUGCAGCUAGCUGGUGGUUUUUACAUUGGUGACUUGUUUCCUUCAGCUAAAUGGCUUCAAAAGCUUACAGGUAUGAGGCCUAGGCUUGAGAAGUUGCAUCAAAAAGUUGAUAGAAUACUUGAGUUGAUCAUCAAUGAUCACAGAGAGACAAAGCUAAGAACUAAUGAAGGUAUUGUUGAAGGAGAGGAAGAUUUGAUUGAUGUUCUGUUGAAAUUUGAGGAUGAUGGCAGCAGGAAUAUGGAAUUUUGUUAAACUCAUAGAAAUAUCAAGGCUAUAAUCUUUGAUAUCUUCACUGGUGGAAGUGACACAGCAGCAACAAUCAUUAACUGGACAAUGGCAGAGAUGAUAAAGAGUCCAAGAGUAUUGAAGAAAGCACAAGCUGAAGUGAGAGUGAUAUUCAAAAGAAGAGGAAAUGUUGAUGAAACUUGCAUAGAUGAGUUAAAAUACUUAAAAGCAAUUAUUAAAGAGGUUCUAAGAAUGCACCCUCCGGGUCCUCUUUUAAUUCCAAGAGAAUGUGGACAAGCUUGUGAGAUUGAUGGUUAUUACAUACCAAUCAAAAGUACGGUUGUAAUAAAUGCUUGGGCCAUUGGAAUGGAUCCAAAAUAUUGGACUGAUCCAGAGAGGUUUUAUCCUGAAAGGUUUAUUGAUAGUUCUAUUGACUACAAAGGAAAAAAUUUCGAGUAUAUUCCAUUUGGUGCAGGAAGGAGAAUUUGUCCAGGAAUGAACUAUGGUAUGGCAAAUGUUGAGUUGGUGCUUGCUUUGUUGUUGUGUCACUUUGAUUGGAGCCUUCCUAGUGGAAUGAAAAGUGAGGAUUUGGAUAUGACUGAGCUAUUUGGAGCAUCUGUUGUAAGAAAAGAAGACUUGUACUUAAUUCCAGUCACAUAUUCUAAAAUUGCUCUACAUCAACAUGAUUAACUAUGAAGUUUUUAAGUUUUAAGCUCCCAAAAAAUAUAAUAUAUAUCUUGUAUGUUUAGGUUGUGCUUAUUUAAGUAUUUUUAAGGUGUCUAUUUAAUAGUAAGAACUUGACAUUGUAAUUUUAAGAAAG